Messenger RNA from Hypoxylon trugodes, 1793 nucleotides. RefSeq names its product ribosome biogenesis protein YTM1. Gene Ontology annotation, molecular function: protein binding. The coding region runs from base 140 to 1612 and encodes 490 amino acids. Gene Ontology annotation, cellular component: preribosome, large subunit precursor. Gene Ontology annotation, biological process: ribosome biogenesis. Lineage: Eukaryota; Fungi; Ascomycota; Sordariomycetes; Xylariales; Hypoxylaceae. The record is from RefSeq and is a predicted model, not a curated record. The transcript has 2 exons.
AUCAACUUUGCAACUAAAAUUCCAUCUCGAAAAUUGAUCUUGCCAGUUAUUCUGAGCAACGAGCGUAAUAAUCCUCAUUUAUACCCAGGAACGAACGAAUUUACUUUCAUUCUAAGAUAAUUACUCUUGAAUAAGCAACAUGGAUGUAACAAUGGGCCAGGCGGGCCCGGCCGAACCUCAACAGAUUCGGGUCAACUUCACGACGACAUCUCCAGAUCUUCAAUUACCAGAAGGCCGAACACAAUUACUCGUUCCAGCAGAUAUAAAACGAUAUGGUCUUUCUAGAGUUCUUAACUCCGAGUCCAUGCUCAACACUACAUCUCCCAUUCCUUUCGACUUCCUCAUCAAUGGAAGUUUCCUCCGAACCUCAUUAGAAGACUAUCUUAAAGCCAAUGGGCUUUCCGCCGAAACCACCAUAACAGUACAAUACGUCCGAAGUUUGAUACCGCCCGUAUAUCAAGCCAGUUUCGAACACGACGAUUGGGUUAGCGAUAUCGAUGUAUUAUCCGAAGCCUCGCGCGCUGGUCUCUGGUCCGGCGACAAGUUCGCUACGGGCCAAGACAGAAUUCUAUCUGCAUCAUACGAUGGUCUUUUAAGAAUAUGGAACAACUCAGGCAACGUUAUCUCUACCUCAGCCUCCAGCAGUUUAGGCGGCCAUAGUGCCAGCGUUAAAUCUGCUAAAUUUCUAUCCUCAUCGCAAAUCGCAUCCGCCGGUCUCGAUCGCACGGUCCGGAUAUGGAAGUACACCGAAUCCGACGACCACCUCUCCGGUACCAUAAAACCAACCCUCGAGCUUUACGGCCAUAAAGCCGGUAUCGAAUCCCUCGACGUUCACGGACCAACAGGGCGCGUCCUGAGUGCCGGUGCCGACGGCAGCAUCGGCUUAUGGACAACCUCUAAAUCCACCGCGCCCGCCGCACCCGCGAGCUUACUCCCAGGUGCCAACGCAUCCGCCUCCAAAAAGCGCAAAAUCGCCUCUACCGUACCUCAACGUGGAUCCCUUUCUCUUCUCCAACCCCAUACCUCCUCCGCCUCCGCCGCAAUCUUCGAUCCUGCCGAUGCCACAGUCGCAUACUCCGCGUCGCAAGACCAUACAAUUCGCACCAUCGACCUAACAACUGGGCGUGUGGAAAGUGUAAUUACGACAUCACACCCCCUCCUCUCGCUCUGCGCUGUAAAGCGCAGCAGCGGUACCCUUCUAGCAGCCGGUACAUCAGCGCGCCACGUAACCCUCGCAGACCCGCGUGUUAACGCCGCAACUACAUCCGUAAUGACGUUACGCGGCCACCGGAAUAUGGUCUCCUGUGUCGCCGCCUCACCACACGAUGAUUACAGUCUAGUCUCCGGCUCCCACGACGGUACAGCAAGAGUAUGGGACUUACGAAGCGCGCGCGCAGGGACGAAAGCCGAGGGUGGAGGUGCAGUUGGUGAGAGUGUGUAUGUGAUUGAGCGGGAGAGCUUGAAGAGUAAUAAGAGCGCGAAGAGCGACGUACCUGGACGUGGCGCGAAGGUAUUUGGUGUCGCGUGGGAUAAAAGUUGGGGGAUCGUGAGUGCGGGUGAGGAUAAGAUGGUACAGGUUAAUCGCGGGAGGGAUUUGCUCGCUGCAGAGUAGAGAGGGAGAGAAUGUUGAUAGAGGUGAGGUGGUGGUUAUAGAGAAAAUAUGGUGAAUAUACCCCUAUUGGAUCUGAUGUUUAUGUGCGUUGCUUUAUGUAUGCCUGGGUGAUAUAUAUGACCCUACUUUUUAAACAUAUAGACCAUACUGAAUUAAUGUUGAAAGCCAAAUAUUGAAAGUA